Messenger RNA from Cicer arietinum (chickpea), 1511 nucleotides. Its product is annotated as 11-beta-hydroxysteroid dehydrogenase A-like. Gene Ontology annotation, molecular function: oxidoreductase activity. Gene Ontology annotation, cellular component: cytosol. Lineage: Eukaryota; Viridiplantae; Streptophyta; Magnoliopsida; Fabales; Fabaceae. The record is from RefSeq and is a predicted model, not a curated record.
CUUUUGUCUCUCUUAUAAUAUUUCGCAUUUUCUUUUUUUCCCACUAGAACCAUGGUUUUUCUUCAUGAGAUAUUGGACUUCAUAGUUCCCUCUCUAUGCCUAAUCUUGUUACUCUGUAUUUUACCACCUUAUCUGUUAUUCAAGAUUGUCAACUUCGUCAUAAGAACAAUGUUUAGUGAGAACGUGGCAGGAAAAGUAAUACUGAUCACUGGUGCCUCCUCUGGCAUAGGCGAGCAUAUGGCAUAUGAGUAUGGAAAGAGAGGAGCACGCCUAGCACUUGUUGCCAGAAGAGAGAAUCGACUGAAUGAGGUUGCUAGCAAAGCCAAAUUCUUUGGGUCCCCUGAUGUGAUUACCAUCCCUGCAGAUGUUUCAUGUGUUCAAGAUUGCAAACGAUUCGUUGACUUAACAGUCAACCAUUUUGGACAAUUGGACCAUUUGGUAAACAAUGCAGGAAUAGUUCCUCUCUGCUUGUUUGAAGAUACUACUGAUAUCACUAAUUUUGUACCCGCUAUGGACAUUAACUUCUGGGGUUCUGCGUACGGCACAUAUUUUUCAAUCCCUCACCUUAAAAAAUUCAAAGGUAAGAUCGUAGCCAUAGCUUCCUCUGCUGGAUGGUUGCCUGCGCCAAGAAUGAUGUUCUACAAUGCAAGCAAAGCAGCAAUGAUUACCUUAUAUGAGAGUCUAAGAACUGAAUUGGGAAGAGACAUAGGAAUAACUAUAGUCACUCCAGGGUUGAUUGAGUCAGAAAUGACCCAAGGGAAGUUCCUAUCUAAGGAAGGCCGAAUGGUUCUUGACCAAGAAAUGAGAGAUGUUCAAAUUAGUAUGGUGCCCAUAAGAUCAGUCACAGAAGCUGCCAAAGCAAUUGUGAACAGCGCUUGCCGUGGAGAUUUGUACCUGACAGAACCAGCAUGGAUCAGGACUACCUUCUACUGGAAGAUGUUUUGCCCUGAAGUAUUGGAGAUUUUAAACCGCUGGCUGCUACUAUCUGGGUCUUCGGAGAGGGAAACAAUUAGCAAGAAGCUCAUUAAUCUAUCAGGCUUAAAGAAAUAUUUGUAUCCUGAGUCAAUUAGAAAUCCCAAACUCAAGCCUAACUAACGUCCAAUUGUAUAUCUUUGAAAUCUAGGUCAUGCCUUUGAAAUAUCAUCUGGUGCCACUAUUACCCCCCAAAAAAGGAAGAAAAACAUGUAAUGUAAAGCAUGCAAUGUUUCUUCUGAUUCAUAAACAUAGUAGUCCUAAAAAUGAUAUUGUAAAACUUGUAAUGUAAAGCAUGAAGUGUUUCUCCUAUUCAUAAACAUGGUAGUCCUAAAAAAGAUACUGUGUGCUUUUUUUGCAAUGGUAUUAAUUCGGAUCCAGGAUGUCCAAAGCAUUGCCAUGGUGAGCAGUAGUAGUUGUACAAGUAAUACUGGCUAGGACGAAAUAUCCAAACUGAUUAUGUAUUUGCACUACUAUUAUAUGGAAAGAUGCAAACUAUUACUCCUAAUCAGUGUUAUGUCAAACUAUUGUUUAACAAA